AUGAAACGAAGGAUCACAUUUAUUCAACGCCCCGAUGCGCCUUUCGAGGCCGACCAAGCGGCCUUGACCUCCAAGUCUCUCACGAUCCGCAAUCUGGACGCCGCCCGUGAAGACCGCAUCACGUUCGGCCUCGACGACCUUCCACAGGAGCUCCGCGACGUUCUUCAACAGUCGCACGAACUCCGCUUCCGAUGGACGACCGAGCGGUCCUACGACGCCGUCGCGCCCUUUGCCAGUCGAGUCUCGCCCGGCCUACACAUACACUAUACCCCUCUAGCGGCUGAACAGUCUUCAGAGGCGCUAUGCUCGCUGCUCCGCACUGUGUUUAGCACAGGCGAGGGGCAAGAGUACGGAGUGGACUGCCUGAAACCAGAGGACACAUUCAUCACACCCCCGCUCCUAUCCACCAGAUUCGCCGCGUCGGCCUCUCUUCAGUUCUACACCCAGCUCCCCUCCCUACAGCCUCUCGUCGAUUUUAUCAAGAAGUCUGCUUGCAGCCAACGCAAGGUUGGUGAUACCGAGUGCAAUGAGCGCGCGGCCUCCCUGCUCACGGCCGACACGGUCGAUAUCGACUAUGAUAGCAUCUCACACGCCCUGACCGUGUCGACUAUCUGGGCCAAUGCACCUAGUGGAGGCUGGACAGAAGAUAUUCAAAAGCCUUCAUCAGGCGCGGAUCAGGUCGAGUUUGGGCUUUUGGGCACCGAGCUAGGCCUCGAACCGCAGGAGAUCAAGAUGGGCGGGCUGCUGGCUGUUGUUGGACAGGAUAAGAAGAUGAAGCCCACCAUGUUCUCCUUCCCCUCGCGACACCACCCGCUCCCCAAGGAAGCGGGAUAUACCGUUUCGUUCUCCACUCCGACGGGUCUUCACCCAACAAUGGCCAUCUCUAUUUCCAAAGCCGCGCUAGAGCGACCUCCAGCACCGAGCGACGCAACCUGCGCACUACACACAUACCUCACGCUUCCAUCCUCUGUCUUCGGAGAUCAGUACCAGCUCGGAACCACCGAUCCGCUCUUCCUAGAAUCACACAAUCUCGCAGCACUGCGAGCUGUCUCGGGUGAAACAGACCUCGAAGCUCCAGACUGGGCUGUUGAGCGCUGGGGUUCGAAUUGGCUUUUCGAACUUGCUACUUGGUCCCCAGACCCGGCCCAGUCUAAUUUCACGGCAACUAUUCCUCUACACCUACGUUAUCUCGAACCUUCUGAAUCGGGAUAUCAGACUGCAAAUGUACCCUGGCCGGUCGCUUUCUGGGCUUGCACUGCUGAGGAUGGGACUAAGAUGGGUGUCAACCCAUUCGACCGCACGAAUCUGGGUUGGGACGGUCUGUUCGGUCCGCGCACUAUGUUUUACCAGCUGCAUCCUGAGUCUGAGCAUCUCAUUGAGUCAGUGGAGGUACCAGUUCUCAAGCUUACAGGCCAAGGCAUGUUCAAGGCGAAGAACAUUGAGCUGGGAACAUGCGUUGCUAUUUUGCUCGGUUUCCUUUGGGUGCUGUGGCGCCUUGUCCGCGUGGCAUGGUCCUCCGGUAUCAGCUCUGAGAAGCGACCUGUGCGAUCUGACGGACAUGACAAGAAAGACUAA
Penicillium atrosanguineum is the source of this 1575-nucleotide messenger RNA. RefSeq lists its product as uncharacterized. The coding region runs from base 1 to 1575 and encodes 524 amino acids. Gene Ontology annotation, biological process: protein processing; GPI anchor biosynthetic process. NCBI's taxonomy places the organism in Eukaryota, Fungi, Ascomycota, Eurotiomycetes, Eurotiales, Aspergillaceae. Gene Ontology annotation, cellular component: endoplasmic reticulum membrane; glycosylphosphatidylinositol-mannosyltransferase I complex. The transcript is spliced from 5 exons. Gene Ontology annotation, molecular function: mannosyltransferase activity. The record is from RefSeq and is a predicted model, not a curated record.